Molecule: messenger RNA, 1061 nt
Organism: Phlebotomus papatasi
Lineage: Eukaryota; Metazoa; Arthropoda; Insecta; Diptera; Psychodidae
Product: chromobox protein homolog 1-like
Exons: 5
Coding region: 177-722 (181 amino acids)
Biological process (GO): chromatin organization; negative regulation of transcription by RNA polymerase II
Cellular component (GO): pericentric heterochromatin; nucleus
Molecular function (GO): chromatin binding
Source: RefSeq, a predicted model, not a curated record
UUGUCAUUCGACAUUCGCUAUAUUUCCUUCGACGACGCAAAGAGACGCUAGACCGGAUCAAAAAUAAAGUGUUUUUCCGUGUGUAAAAGAGGAUAUUUUCACGAAAAAUCACUCUUAACGCAUCGCGCAAUAUUCCAUUAUUGCAUUGAUUUGAUCAAGGCACCAAUAGCGAUACAAUGAGCAAGAAAGGUGACUCUCCGGAACCACAGGAAACAGAGGAAUACUCGGUGGAGAAGGUAUUGGAUCGCCGAGUUCGGGGUGGAAAGGUGGAGUACUAUCUGAAGUGGAAAGGUUACUCUUCGGAAGACAAUACGUGGGAACCGGAGGAAAACCUCGAUUGUCCGGACCUCAUUCAAGCAUUUGAGGAACAAAGACAGAAAAAGGAGAAGGAAGUUUCUUCUCUAGCAGGCCGGAAAGAGUCUGAGAGCAAAAAGAGGAAAACCUCAACUCCACCAGCGACUGAAACUAAAGUGCCAGCCGCUAAAAAGAAGGAUGUCAAGAAAGGCUCAAAUCUCCAAGGAUUUGAUAAGGGAUUGGAGCCAGAUAGAAUUCUGGGAGCCACGGACACUUCGGGCGAAUUGAUGUUUUUGAUGAAAUGGAAGGAUACGGAUGAAGCAGAUUUAGUUCCAUCGAAGCAAGCAAAUGUGAGGUGUCCUCAUAUUGUCAUCCAAUUCUACGAGGAACGUCUCACCUGGCACACACCAUCAAUUGAAGAAAAUUAGAAUUGCAUCUCUGCCAAGUGAAGAUGGUAAAAAUAUGAUUUUUAAAAAAAAAAUUCUGAUUUUCUCAGUUUUUUUUUUUUGUAUGACUUUUUCUUUCUCAAUUGAAAUAAUGAAUUCCACUCAUGAUGUAGAAAAGAUAUGCGUGAAAAAAAACUAACGCAUCCUUCUCCCUGCAAAAUUGGGAAUAAGAUUUGAUCAGCAAAUUGAAUAAAAGAUUUUUAAAAUAAAAUUUGAGCUGCUCGCGAAUAAGAAUUGUCCACAAUUUCACACAUUACUGAAAUUUUAAGUUUUUUUUCUUGAUUUAAAUAUACAUGAAUAAUAAGAUAUGUAACUCUUGAA